Molecule: messenger RNA, 285 nt
Organism: Tetrahymena thermophila SB210
Lineage: Eukaryota; Ciliophora; Oligohymenophorea; Hymenostomatida; Tetrahymenidae
Exons: 1
Source: RefSeq, a predicted model, not a curated record
AUGGGAUAGUUGAAUUUUGGUAGAGUGCAAACCAAACACAACUUUGUUGGGACUAGGGCUAGCCACUAGUUUAUCCAACCCCACAGAGAAAUUAAUGUGAAAAUGUCUCUUGUGGAUGAGACACUAUCAGUUUUCACACUGAUAAGAACAGAUACUACAAUCGAUCUCAGCUUUUACGCCGAGAAGGACAAAGUUCUUCGUUUAGCAAAAGAGGACUUCAUUAAAUUUUUUUUAGUCAUUACAAAUUUUAUGGGUUUACUAAAUAAAUUUUUUGAAAUUUUAUGA